This is a messenger RNA of Rubroshorea leprosula, 1541 nucleotides long. The record is from the annotation of a GenBank genome assembly. NCBI's taxonomy places the organism in Eukaryota, Viridiplantae, Streptophyta, Magnoliopsida, Malvales, Dipterocarpaceae.
AUCUCCUCUUUUCUGCAUUUUCUUAGCUCCCCGCAGAUGGCGACAGUUGACGACGCUAAACUUCACAUCGCCAUGUUCCCAUGGCUAGCCUUCGGUCACUUGAUACCAUUCUUAGAAGUCGCCAAGCUCUUGGCACAAAAGGGUCACCAAAUCUCCUAUAUCUCCACCCCUCGCAACAUCGACCGUCUCCCAAAACUCCCUCCAAGCCUAUCACCUUCCAUACACUUCAUAAAACUCCCUUUACCUCACGUCGAACACCUCCCUGAAAACGCAGAGGCCACACCUGAUCUUCCCUACAACAAAAUCCCCUACUUGAAACUUGCAUACGACGGCUUGAAGGACUCGCUGGUGAAGUUUCUAGAGACAUCGCAUCCAGAUUGGCUUAUUUAUGAUUCCGCUCCAUACUGGUUACCCCCUUUGGCGCGAAAUCUCGGAAUCCCCAACGCCAUCUUCAGCAUAUACUUUGCUAAUGCUUUGUGUGCACUGAAACCUACUUCUCCCUUACUUUCGGAGGUAGUCGAUGAUCGUAAAAAUCCAGAGGAUUUCACGGUGCCUCCUAAUUGGAUCUCGUUCCCUUCUCCGAUUGCAUUUCGACUUUUCGAGAUCAAUAGAAUCUUUGACAGCGUGACGGCUUUGGAUUCGCAAGUUUCAGAUCUAGAUCGAAUAGAAGGAGUUUUUAGAGGCUGCGAUGCUAUAUUUCCAAGAGGUUGCUGGGAGUUCCUGCCAGAAUAUUUACAUCUUCUACAAGAACUUCACCAGAAACCUGUAAUUCCGGUCGGUUUACUUCCACCGACAUAUGAAGGUAUUAACGAUGACGACGAGCCGUGGAGGUCCAUGAAAGAGUGGCUAGACAAGCAAGAGAAAGGGUCCAUAGUGUACAUAGCUUUUGGAAGCGAGGCAAAACCAAGUCAAGAAGAAGUCACUGAGAUAGCCCUUGGGUUGGAGCUCGCCGGAUUACCCUUCUUCUGGGUUCUGAAGACUCGACUAGGAUUGGCUGAUAGUGAGGUCGUAACAUUACCUGAAGGGUUCGAGGAGCGAACCAAAGGGCGGGGUUGGGUGUGGACAAGUUGGGCACCUCAACCAAAGAUUUUGAGCCAUGAUUCAGUAGGUGGGAUCUUGACUCACUCGGGGUGGGGUUCUGUCGUGGAAGCAUUAAUGAACGAGAGAGCGAUUAUUCUGCUCACGUUUUUAUCGGAGCAAGGGUUGAAUGCUAGGAUUCUGGAAGAGAAGAAGAUGGGGUAUUCGAUUCCCAGGAACGAAAACGAUGGAUCAUUUACGAAGGAAGCAGUGGCGAAGUCGCUGAGGUUGGUGAUGGUGGAGGAAGAAGGUAAGGUUUACAGAGACAAGGCUAAGGAGAUGAAGGGGUUGUUUGGAGAUAGGGAUUUGCAAGAUCAUUACACGGACAACCUUGUCAUGUACCUCAAGAAUCAUAGAAACCAAAAAAAUUCGCGAUUCAUGAGCGUAUAAAUUGCGUGGUCAACCGGUGGUGGACUGAGGUGCACUCUAAAAUACUGUAAUCUAAAUAAUGUUAUGAAGUGUUU